CUCUGGGGGGUGGAAUGAGAAUAUCGUGCCAUUGAUUCUGGAAAGGCGGCAUGUCCCGUACCCACCACACGAGAUGUUAGCCGGCCCAUUGCCCCUUCCAGCCUAGUCACUUGCCACCAUCAAUACCAGAUUGUCCAUUUCAUAAGAGGCUGAGGGUACUCCAGGCACGGCCAGGGGGGAAAUGCUGAAUUUCGGAUGUGAAGACGGUCCUAUCGAGGCCAUGACGGAGCAUGGAACGUUUUCAGGACACACCGCGCAAACCAGACCUAUCGCGAGAAGACAUCGACGAAUUCCUUCGACAGCGGCGGGACAACAGAACCCCCAGAGCGUGCUAUCCCUGCCAUCAACGCAAGGUCAAGUGCAACUACGUGAAGCCUUGUCAGACCUGCAUCGAUCGAGGCUAUCCCGAGAUUUGCAUUUAUGACGCCCCGCGCGCAAAGUCCGUUCUCGAGACCACAGCGUCUUCGAGUGCCGCCAGCACCACCCCCGCAGCUUCAGACGAAGCGGUGCUGACACAGAAAACCGCCUUGCUCGAGCAGACGCUGUGGAGAGUGAAGGAGGACAUUGACCGGGCCCUGGGCGCAUGGACGCCGAGAGCAGAGUCAUCGACGGCCGCGCAGCUGUCGCGACAGAGUCCCAGCAGAGAUGCGACGUGGUGGACAGCUCCGGCACCAGGGCCGAGCACGCGGGGCACUGGUCAACCUGUACACCUGGGACAGAACCCAGUGCAGCCUUCGCUCGUGGCAACAGCGCGCCCCGACCCCGCGGGAUGGGCACAAGACAUCUCGAACCAAGAGAUCCUAUCCAUCUUCGCCCUGGAGAAUCAGUCGGUGACUUACCCCUUUUCUGCCCUGUGGGGACUACACAACGAACCAGCCUCGAGAUUUCAGAGCCUGUGCGAAUUACUGCCGGGCGACGUCGAGUGCCGCAGCCUCUUUACCUGUUACAGCGAGACUGCUCAUGCAGUUUUCCCAGCCAUUCCCGACCUCGACCAAUUUCAGAACGACCUCACCGAAUUCCUCGCGCGACGAUCAAACCCUCAAAAAACACCACGCUCAGAGACGGACACGAACCCGCAUGCGGAGCUCGGCGGCAGAGACCUUCACUGGCUCGGGCUGCUUUUUGCAUGUUUGGCUUCAGGAUGCCAAUAUUCCACUCUUCCAUGUGAAGGGCGCCGCUGGAAAUCGCGGGUAUACGUCUGCUGCGCCUACGAAUGCUUGCGAUCUACCAACUACCUCGGGUACCCAACUCUAUUCGACGUUCAAAACAUGUUGGUCAUUGCCGAUGUCAUGGCCAACAGCCACGAUGCGGGUGUUGCAUGGUGCUUCGAGGGGUUGACUAUCCGGCUGGCACAAAGCCUUGGAUUACACCUUGACCAGCCCCUUUCCACACCAGACAGCCUGCAAAGGCUCCGAAAAGAAAUAUGGUGGCGCAUCGUAUGGCAAGAAAGUUCGCUUGCCUUAGCCUUCGACAGACCUUCGACACUCCAAGUCCAAAGAACGAUCAUCACUCCCGGAACUAACGAACUCUCCUACAACGAUUGCAUGAAGACAAUCUGCGAGAUCGGUCUGGAAAUCGUCCGGGAGCGUUCUACUAGAGGAGCCGGACAAUUUACCCUUGAAGAUAUAUCGCGGUUUCUGGGAGCCCUGAACGAAAUGACCCAAGAGGCAGCACCGUACCUCAAGGAUGCGACACUUUGCCACACGACCAAAGCUCGGCUGGAAUACUGGAGCUUAUAUCUACACCGGUCUUACGUCAAUGCUGAGCUCUAUCGGUCACUUCUUCGAGACCGGAGCUCCAGUCCGGACGACUUGGAUGCCUAUGUGCGAUGCCUGAGCGGCACGAUUACUGGCUUCCUCCACCUCCAGGUGAUUGCCCCGGCAGUCAAACAGUCUUCGAUAUUCGUGCAGAGAGCACUGAGCUCCGCCUUGAUGUUGUGCACCAUGGACGAUCUGAGCAGGACGAGACCGGUCCAGUACCUGGUCCACAAUUUCAUCUCGGCCAUGAAAAGCCCCUGCACACACUGCGCUGAGGCGCACUUGCCUACUCCUUUCUCCAAAUCCAUUACCAGACUGCACGAAAUGGCGGCGACGCGGUGGAGUUCGGACCCUCCAAGCUUUUCGAUUGUUCGGAUGCCGACAGGAGCGGCAGAGUCUCAUGAUCAUAUGAACUGAGAUGAUCGGUAAUGUGCAAUUACUUUUCUUUUGCGUUGUCAUGGGGAAAAUUGGUCGAUAGCCCGCAGGCCGGGUGUUUGCUCGAGACCUUUUAUGCGGUGGCCGGUCCCCCCAGACAUUCAACAAUCACACCACCUGGGGAAAUUUCACGGGGGGGGACUGAGCUUUGAAGGAAGGGGAUGCCCAGAAAUGGUGCUCACAAACCACUGGCCGGAAAAGGCAUGCGGUGAUAUUCCCAAAGAGUGUUGUGCGACAACCAAGCGACGGGUAUUUAUAGAGGGUCUUCGUCUUCUGGCACAUGCUUCCAGGCUUGUUAUACUAUAUAAUUGUAUCUCCCUCCGCCGUCCCAACUCAC
Messenger RNA from Cladophialophora immunda, 2529 nucleotides. RefSeq lists its product as uncharacterized. Gene Ontology annotation, biological process: regulation of DNA-templated transcription; DNA-templated transcription. The coding region runs from base 231 to 2174 and encodes 647 amino acids. The transcript has 4 exons. Gene Ontology annotation, molecular function: DNA-binding transcription factor activity, RNA polymerase II-specific; carboxy-lyase activity; zinc ion binding. The record is from RefSeq and is a predicted model, not a curated record. Lineage: Eukaryota; Fungi; Ascomycota; Eurotiomycetes; Chaetothyriales; Herpotrichiellaceae.